This is a messenger RNA of Mya arenaria, 2913 nucleotides long. Its product is annotated as kelch-like protein 12. NCBI's taxonomy places the organism in Eukaryota, Metazoa, Mollusca, Bivalvia, Myida, Myidae. The record is from RefSeq and is a predicted model, not a curated record. The coding region runs from base 74 to 2719 and encodes 881 amino acids. Gene Ontology annotation, molecular function: protein binding. The transcript has 11 exons.
GCGCCAAAAUUGUUUCAAUUUCUGGAUUCUUAAACUCAAAACCUUAAAUUCCCGUCUAUUGACGUCAUAUACGAUGUCGGACGUGGAGCCAUCUCUGAUUGAUCGGAUUAAAAGCAAGCGGGCUUACGCUGACGUACCAAUUUCAGACACCGAAGCCGAAGCUAAUACUUCCAACGAAUCAAAUGGUAAAGAGAUUGAAGCUCGCCCUACGAAACAUCAUGGCGCUGCGUCAGGGCUAUCUGCUGUUAAAACAACCGAUGGAUUAGCCGCAGAUGUAAAUGAACACCUUGAAAUCAGCGAUGAGCGGAAUGAUGCGUCUAAUAUCCCCUAUGCGGUUGGUGGAAUGUUGGGUGUUUUUGAAGAGAUUAAGAUGAACAAUAUACCACGAGAUCUUAAAGAGACUACUACUGAAUCCGAUGACGGGAGAUUUCAUACCAUGUUUGCUGACAGGAUUUCCGAAUCGGAUGAGGAAACUGACCAUAUCACCGAUGUUGACUUUGACAAUCUGAAAGCUCUUGUGUUCGAUGACAAACCAACGAGUGCACAUGGAAAGCCUGAGAUUUUCAAGGACCCGACCAUGCAGAUUCCAUGCGACAUUUUCUACUUAAAUGAGAAAUCCGUCCUCCAGCGGUUCGAAACAUUUGACCAACUUUCGGAAUGGCUUGUCAGUGCCGCUCUGAAGGAAAAUCCAGCAAACAGCGAAGAAUUCAAAUCCCAGUUUCGUAAGUUGCUGAAACUUCCAAUAAGGACACUGGAACACUUUUCCACUGUAGGAGUGUUUCUGAGAAACUUGUAUGAAAAGGAUCACCUGAUUGACGUCGUUAUUGACGUCAAAGGAACGCUAUUUGGAGCCCAUCGCAUCGCUCUCUGUUGCCAUAGCGACUACUUCUCUGACAUGUUCAAAUCGAACAAAGCUCACAAAAUUCCGUUUGAGAUAAAGAUUAAAGGCAUCAGCACCGAUGCGUUUGCGUGCUUCUUGGAGUAUUGUUACACGGGUGAACUUAUCGUUGCCAAAGAGAUUGCAUCCGACAUGUUGUUAAUGGCGGACUUCCUGAAGGUGCGCGCGCUGAAGCGGAACUGCGGUGAAAUAGCAGAAUCCCUGCCACUGGACCAAACAGUUAAGAUGGUGGUCAAGUGUGAUCCGAAUUCGAAAGGCAAGAUCUACGAAGUACUCUACAAACGGAUGGUGGAGAAUUUUAGCGGCAUGUCCGAUUUCAACCUGUUUCUGAGCAUGGACGUUGAGCUACUUUGUCGGUUCUUGGAAUGCGACAACCUGGUAGUCGGUAGCGAGUAUGAGUUGUUCACGAUCGUGAUACGCUGGAUUCUUCACGACAGUGAUAAUCGAGUGAAACACACCGUUAGAAUCAUGAAUCUCAUCAGAUUCGACCAGAUGACGUCACACGAGCUGUGCACGUGUGUGGAGACCACGAGCCUUCUCCGUGGAUACGACAAGUUCCGGGAAUUGGUCCUCAUCGCUAACUGGUUGCUGACUACCAAGAACUUGGCUCGGGAAGACCCAUUCCACUUCCACGUGUCCAAACCCCGCCUGUACAAGGUGCCCAACACUCACCAAACCCAGUUGAAGCCUUUCGAGCAGACGAUCAAAACAAAACUCGAUGGUGACGUCACAAUCAGAAUGCCUCCCCCUGUGAUGACGUCAACACCACGUAGCAGUGUGACCUCGACGGAAGAAAGCGCGGGGCCUGGGCCACUUGACAUUUUUGUCGUCGGUGGCUUUAUAGCUGAUGAGGCUAAUGAUGAGAACCCCCGAUAUGUGGAGCGCUUCGCACCAAACGACAACCACUGGGUCCACUUUUGCCGAAUGCAGGAACCCAGACGACAUCAUGCUGUGGUUACAAUCGACAAUUACAUCUAUCUCAUUGGCGGAAGUGACCCACGAAUUCCGGGCAAGGUGCCGACGCCAACCAAGACUGUGUACCGGAUGGACCCUAGUAUCAAAGUGUGGAGUACUGUGUCGUUCAUGAACGUAGCACGGUAUUCACACUGCGCAUGCGCGGUCAGGGGCCGGAUAUACGUGUUUGGCGGCAAAGGGAACAAUGACAGUGUUCGGGAGUCGGUGGAAUGCUACGACCCAGUCACCGACGGAUGGUUCUACGUCACUUCCAUGGAUACCCCGCGUUUCGCAGCGGCCGCUGCCUCCAUUGGAAAAAUAAUUUACGUCGUUGGUGGCCUGAGUGAGAGCGUCGGCGUCCCAGCAUCUCUGCACGUGCUGAAAACUGUCGUCUGCUACAACACGGAAACAAACAGUUGGCUCAACGUCGUAGAUCUCCGCUUUCCUCGUUGCCAUAGCAACCUUGUCAAUGUUGGCGGCCAUCUUUUCCUGUGCGGUGGCGCCACCCGUUCCUAUGACGUCAAGAACUCUGUACUCAGCAGCGUAGCGUCAUUGGACCGGUACGAUUCAACUACGAAGGAAUGGGUCAAUGUGGCGGAUAUGGUGGUUCCUAGGCACGACAUGGGCGUGGCUGUUGCAGGCUCUAGAAUCUUUAUGAUCGGAGGCAUCUCAACCACCGCAGACCGCGUGUUGAAGUCAGUCGAGUGCUACGACACGGUCACGUGCUCAUGGGUCCCGGGUGUGGAGGACCUGCCGCACCCGGCCCGCUGGGUAUGCUGCGUGACACUAACGACAGCCUCGAUGAAGAAGAGAAACACUUUCAAGAGAUCAGCCAAGAAGAUACAACUUCUGAACAGAUUAAAGUAGACACUCUAAGGUUACCUCCAUGCUUUGUUUGCUGAAUUUUCAAGAUUAUCUUACUUUACUUACCAACCAACUUUAUUUAGACAGGACGCCAUUUUAGUCAAUUUUGUUCGUAAAAUGCUUUUUCCCUGAAUAAUAUUGAGCACAACCAACACAGCCACUGUGAUUAUUUACGCAAUAAAACCUUUUAAAAGUAA